UCAGCGCGAUGGCGGGGGAGGCGGCGGCGCUGCUGGCGGCGGCGCGGGCGGAGCUGCGGGCGCGGCGGCUCUCGGCGGCCGAGGAGCUCUUCAGCCUCUUCAUCGCCCGCAGCCCCGCGGGUGCCCGCGGCGACCUCGCCACGGCGCUCAACGACCGCGGGCAGGUGCGGUAUCUGCGCGUGGAGUUCGCCGCCGCCGUGCGGGACUUCACGGCCGCCAUCGAGUGCCAGCCCGGCUUCGAGGUGCCCUACUACAACCGCGGGCUGGUGCGCUACCGGCUGGGAGACUUUGAUGAGGCCAUGAAAGAUUUCAGGAAAGUACUAGAGUUAAACCCCCAGUUUGAAGAUGCUGCAUUGAGUCUAAAACAGGCUAUUCUUGAUAAAGAAGAAAAACAGAAGCGGGGUUAUUGACAGUUCAGGUGAUGUGAUGAUGUGAAUUCAGGUGAUGUGAUGUGAAAAUAUUCCCCUACACACGUGAUUUUUGUCAUUGAUGGAUGAAACACAAGAUCAUUUACAUCUGUUAAUGACCUGUUGAAGAACUUAGUUCUUAGAUAAAUAAGUUAAAAAUUGAUCUGGAUUUGGGAUUUUUAUUCUUGAGGGAAAGUGUAACGUUGAUCUCUGUGAGACACGUGUAUAGAUUUUGUACAGAAAUACUUUGUAAUUCUAUAGUAAAUGUGUUGGCCAGAUUAAUUGAAAAUAAAAAUGAACAUGUGCUUUUUAA
Molecule: messenger RNA, 720 nt
Organism: Hirundo rustica (Barn swallow)
Lineage: Eukaryota; Metazoa; Chordata; Aves; Passeriformes; Hirundinidae
Gene: TTC32
Product: tetratricopeptide repeat domain 32
Exons: 3
Coding region: 9-410 (133 amino acids)
Molecular function (GO): protein binding
Source: RefSeq, a predicted model, not a curated record